Babesia sp. Xinjiang is the source of this 1455-nucleotide messenger RNA. RefSeq names its product Origin recognition complex subunit 1 (gene orc1). Gene Ontology annotation, cellular component: nucleus. Lineage: Eukaryota; Apicomplexa; Aconoidasida; Piroplasmida; Babesiidae. The coding region runs from base 1 to 1455 and encodes 484 amino acids. The transcript is spliced from 5 exons. Gene Ontology annotation, molecular function: ATP binding; DNA replication origin binding; ATP hydrolysis activity. The record is from RefSeq and is a predicted model, not a curated record. Gene Ontology annotation, biological process: mitotic DNA replication checkpoint signaling.
AUGGUUGACACCGAUGCUACUUCUCCGACAGCUGACAGCAUCACAUGCAAUGAUGCUGAGAAGCUGUUAGAGCUGCAAAAAAAGGCCAUAGAGCUGCUAAGACUAUCAGAUAACACUUAUCUUGGAUGUCGUGAUGAAGAAGCAGAAUCACUUAGAAAAAUUAUAGAGAGCCGUGUCGGUGCUAAAGCUGGUGGAGGCGUUUUCGUCUUCGGAGUAAGCGGCACUGGGAAGACCACAACAGUGACCCAUGUGGUCGGCCGCUUUGAUGCGGGAAAGCCCAAAUUGAGAAAAUUAUACAUGUCAGGCACAUCGUACAUCUCAACAUGGCAUCUUUUAGAUUCAUUUUACGAAAUGCUGAUCAGAUGUCCGACUAUACGUAGUAGGCUUCUUUCUAACGUGCCCAAAACGAAAAAGCUAUCGUAUAGGGAGAUGGUGUCAGCAUUAGCCUCUGCAUUCAAAACAACAUCGACAUAUACGAUAUGUGUUAUGGACGAGGUUGAUUUCCUGCAGUCGAUGACUCUUAAGGUCGCCGCUGGACGUAAAUCUAACUGGAUGUUACAAGCAUUGCUUGCUGCAAGCCAUGCCCCAGGCAGUCGCGUGCUUUUCAUUGCAAUAUCAAAUAAUCUGAGACUUGCCACGUUAAUCACUGAACGGCAGUGCCGAGUGGUGUUGUUCAAGCCCUAUAAUGAGAAGCAAAUUAUCGCUAUCAUUAAAAAGAAACUUGAGAAAUUAGAUGAGCCGUAUACUGCAGUGAUCAAGGAUACAUCAUUGUUGCUAUUAGCAAGGCGUGUAGCAAACACCACAGGGGACUUGAGAGCGUGCUUAGACACAUUUACGCGUGCAUUGGCGACCUCAAUGUCGAACCUAACGGAUGAACUGCAGCAUCUGACACCGGUGACAGAUUAUUCAUCAAACUCCAAUGAGAACUCUCCUGAAAAGUCGAUAGAAGAGGCCGAAACACCUAAACGAGGGUAUGGUGAUAUGGCCAAUUCUAUUGAAUUAGAUGAAUACAAAGUGGAUCAUAAGGACAUCGGAUCACUGACACCCACAUUGUCGCUCAGCAAAACGGCUCUUAUCGAGUUGAAGGUUAAACCUCUGCCAUUGAUGCAGUUAUUAGCACUGUUAUCUAUAUGCAAGGCUUCGAUUGACGAGCAUAAAACUGUUGUAUCCUACGACGAUGUUAAGAUAUCGCUAUUGCACAUCGCAGAUCUAUUGACUAUGGAGAAAACGUGUGUCGAAGACUUUUGCAUGUCACAGCUAAAAGGGGCAAUCGACAUAUUCAAGGAGCUAGGACUAGUGUCGAAAGUAUCUCCAAAGGACUUAGAGGAUGGUAAAGCGGCGUACGAAGAGUUGAUUUCACUAUUGGUUGAUGCUGAAACCCUGGUACAGAUUGUCCUACCAAUAUCACCGGCUUUCGUCGGCCUUGACCUAGGAUUCCCUUACGGUUACAAAUAG